AUGACAUCCUACUUCUCACGGCUAAGUCCAAUUCCAGGAUUUCCAGAAUAUACUGGGCCUCAUAAAGUAGGAACAAUUGAUGUCGAAAUCCCUAUCUCAGAACUCGACUCUCCAGCCCAAACACCGAACAAUGCAGGAAAUAUUCCAACAAUUCAAUAUCGAAUCUUUUACCCAUGCCAAACGGAAACAAAACAUAAGGCAAAGAGUGUGAAUUGGAUACCCGCCCCUCAAAGAGAUUAUAUAAGUGCAUAUUCGAGGUUUUUGGGAGCUGGCAGUACAUUGGCAGAGGUUAUCUCAUAUUUUCCAAGAUUACUUCAUUAUGUUACGAUUCCAGUUCGCAAAAAUGCGCCUCUUCUACAACCAAAGACAAGCAAUGAUCGUUGGCCCGUCAUGAUAUUUUCGCACGGGUUGGGUGGUUCAAGAAAUGCGUAUUCACACAUUGUAGGAUCAGUGGCAAGCCAUGGGAUGAUAGUUAUUGCACCAGAACAUCGUGAUGGGUCGACCCCUAUAUCCUACAUUCGAGAACCACCAUCCGAUUCUUCGACGGAUAAAGAAAAACAUUCAAAGAAACAAGUCAAGAAAACGAUCGACUAUGUCAAAUUGUCGCAUACACCGAGUCCUGAAGUUGAGGAGGGACGAAAUGAACAAUUGAAGAUUCGACUCUGGGAGAUGGGGUUGAUUCAUGACAGUUUACUGAAAUUGGAUGAGGGAAAGCAAAUUACGAACCUCAAUACAUCUUCGUCUUCGUUGUCAAUAUUCAAAGAUAAAAUGAAUGUUCAUGAACCUGGGAAGAUCACUUUCGCAGGUCAUUCUUUUGGGGCAGCAACAGUGGUUCAGUUCAUCAAAUCAGUCUUCUAUGCCCCUGAAGCAUCUUCCGCUCCAAAAUCUUACAAACCUGUUUAUUCACCAUCUCCAAAUUCUCCCAUAUGCUCUCAAAUCACACCGAACAAUCCAGUCGUACUUCUAGAUUGUUGGUGUUUCCCACUUCGCUCCCAAGCGACUCGCUGGUUAUGGGAUCGUCCUCUUCCGUCAUACGCUCCCUCUGGGCCUGGUGGUUCCGCAAUCCUCGCCGUCGAAUCCCAAGCCUUCUACAAAUGGACUGAACAUUUUAACGCUACUAAACGACUUCUUUCUGCCGACCCAUCCUCUCAUAAUCCAUCCAGUGAUGGACAAUCAGAACCACAUUUCUAUUAUCCUACUUCGAGUGCUCAUCUGAGUCAAUCAGAUUUCGGCGUCCUUUUCCCAUGGGUUACGAAGAAAGUAUUUGCGGCAGAGGAACCAGAGAGGAUCAUGAAAUUAAAUGUUAGAGCGAUUAUGCAACUGCUUAGGGAAAGAGGGGUAGAAGUGGGGAAAACUUGUAAAGAAGAUUUGGAAUUAGAAAGUGGAGAAGAGGAAACAGACAAUGAUUUGAAGAUCUUUGGAAAAGAUGGGGGAGUCAGAGGGUGGAAUUGGUUGAGUGUUUAUGAUAAUGCGGGGACAGGAAAGCUGGAUGAGGGGGAGGAAUCGGAAGUCACGGAUAAAAAAUUGGACGGAAAACAAGUCGAAAUUGGAAAGGAAGAGGGAAAUGGUGAGAAAAGUAUUGAUGUAGAACCCGCGGAUGUGGUUAUGACAAAUGAGGUUGUGGCGGGCACGGAGUCAAAAAUAUGA
Molecule: messenger RNA, 1647 nt
Organism: Botrytis fragariae
Lineage: Eukaryota; Fungi; Ascomycota; Leotiomycetes; Helotiales; Sclerotiniaceae
Product: putative platelet-activating factor acetylhydrolase protein
Exons: 2
Coding region: 1-1647 (548 amino acids)
Molecular function (GO): 1-alkyl-2-acetylglycerophosphocholine esterase activity
Source: RefSeq, a predicted model, not a curated record